Rotaria sp. Silwood2 is the source of this 1974-nucleotide messenger RNA. The record is from the annotation of a GenBank genome assembly. Lineage: Eukaryota; Metazoa; Rotifera; Eurotatoria; Philodinida; Philodinidae.
AUGUACUCACAAUUAAUCGGACCUCUAGAUAUCGCCAUCAAAACUAUAUGCAAAAAUUAUACAUAUUCUGAAUUGUACGAAAUAGCUGCACUAUGCAAUGUACUUCGAUGUAAUAUACGAAGUAUUUAUCCAAAAAUUGAUUUCCGAGAAGACAUGGAAAUUCUAAAUAAUAUCUUCAGGCCUACUUCACCUACUAUUGCCGAUUGUAGUAUCAAUAUUUUCUGGUCUCAUGUCUUAAACGAGAUAGAUGUACGAGCGCAAAAUAAUAUGACAUGGAGCCCCAAUCAUUUUGUUCCUCUUAUGUCUCCACCUGCAUUCGAUGACUUUGAUAAUAUAAGUCAUGAAUCAGUGUCAAAGGUUGUGACUCCUGAAAAAAGAACGUUCAAGAAUAAUACUCCUAUCCAGAUACGAAUUCCUGAAUUUCAAUCUUCACCCAGUAGACGUUUACGCAGUGAACACAGCAACGAAACUAGUUUCGCUCAAUCAAAUGCGACCGAUGCUAUACGAGAAGCACAGAAUGGUAUUCAUGAAAAACGCCAAAGUUCCAUUGAACAACAAAUAAAACCAAAUCAAGAGAAUCUAGUGAAUGAAACAGCUGAACACCGUCGUAUCCGAUUGGAAAAACAAAAACAGCGGGAUCAAUCAAAUAGAUCCAAUGAAACAAGUGAAGAGCGUCAAGGUCGAUUGAAAAACCAAAACCAACGGACUAAAUCGAAUAGAUUAAAUGAAACAGUCGAAGAGCGUCGAAUUCGAUUGGGAAGGCAAAAACAGCGGGAUCAAUCAAAUAGAUCCAAUGCAACAAGUGAAGAGCGUCAAAGUCGAUUGAAAAACCAAAAUCAACGGACAAAAUCGAAUAGAUUAAAUGAAACAAGUGAAGAGCGUCAAAUUCGAUUGAAAAAAGUAAAAGAACGGGCUCAAUCGAGUCGUAUGAACGAAACAGAAGAGCAACACCAGAUUCGACUAGAAAAACAAAGAAAGCGAAAUCAAGCAAAUAGAGCUAAAAAAAUAGUUGAAAAAUCUACACCUAAUACACUAAAUAUACAGCAACAAAAUUCUUCUACUCAGUUGAACGCAACUGAACUCAAUGCACCAUGUGACACUCAAGGUAUGCAUGAUUUCACAAACAAUGAAGAUAUAACAAAGAACAAGAAAACUUCUAUUUCUUCGGUUUGGCCUGAAUCCAUCUCCCGUAAACUUAAAGAGGACUGCUUGCAGAAAUUUCUUCAAAAAAUGACCAUGUCAGCUUUGUCUGAAGCUACUUGUGCCGUUUGUAACGUCCGUACUCAAACGCAAAAGUUGAAGAAAUUACCAGUCUCGAAAAUUCCUCACAUUGAUUUGCUUAAAGUUCCUGACACACUCAAAGAUUGUAUCAGAACCAGUCAAACAUCUGCAGUACAACAUGCUGACGAACAUAUUGGAAUCUCCGAGAAUGAUAGCGUUAUACAAAGGACGAGAUCCACUCAAAGUACUUCAACUGGUAAUUCAUCAGAUGUUCAAUGUGACAACGGCAUUGUCUUAUAUGUGAAUGGUUUGUUCCACCAAAAUACAGUAAAGAUGUGUACAAUUUGCCAGAAAUGUCACGACUCUCUGUCAAAAGGAAACAUUCCUAAGUUUUCACCUGCUAAUAAUAUGUGGUUAGGCGACAUCCCUCCUGAAUUACAAGGAUUAACAAUUCCAGAAGAAAAGCUAAUUUCGCUUUAUCGGCAUAAUAGCUGUGUGAUAAAACUUCAUUCACCAUUUCACUCAGCUACAACUGCUCAAGCAGCAUUGAAAGGCAACUGUAUUACUUUUCUUCAAAGUUUACCGAAUAUCGUUAACAGUUUACCACUGAAACUUGAUGAUUUGUGUGAUACAUUAAAAGUGAUUUUUGUUGGUGCACAUCCUCCUGAACGUGUCCAUCUUAAGAAGAUCUUGACCGUCCGCAAGAAAAAAGUCACUGAAGCAUUGCAUNUAUGUAUUGUUAUGACGUUGUGA